GAACCACGGUGAAACCUUAUUUGCCAACCAUACCGCUGCUGCCUAUUUAUCGCGCUGCCCAAGGUCGAGGAUGGACUUGACACCCGUCAGGAUCCGAGGAAAGAGGAAAAGACCUGGAGCCACCAAGUCUAACCUCCAAAAGGCACUGGAAGCAUCAGCAUCGCAGAGCAAACGGCCUCAAAUAUCUCAAUAUCCCGCAAAAUCGAAGAAAAUCGCAGAAACAGCCAUGCCAACAUUGCAAGGUCUCCCGGUGGAGCUGCUGGAGAUGGUGUUCUUGUACAGCAUGAACAUAUCCCUCCCUCGGGCUUCACCGACUCUCGGGCGCAAAUUGUCAUCUAACACUGUGAUCAUGGAGUUUGUCCUGCGAUCAUUCUACCAUACGGUUGAUCAUAAAAGCAACUACCGAGACCGCGAAGUGACCAGCGAUCCUAGAAUUCAAUCGCAACUUCUAGCUUGUCGGUUCUUCACCUGGGACUUCUUCCGCGCAUAUGUUGCAAAGGCGCAUAGCUCGUUCAUCCAGCAAAGAGGCGAUAUAUGGAAAGAUUCCAGCGUCCAGCCGCUCGGUGUAGAAGCUUUCGAUGGGCUCUGGCCUUUCCGGUUCAUGAAGCUCACGUAUUUGGGAUUCGCAGAGGGCUUCUAUAUCCCCGAAAAGGUGCUCCAUGGACCCUGGACCGACGACAAAGCAUCGCUCCUCUACGUCUUGGUGUCAAUGAGUGGAGAGGUCGACUGGGAUGGCAGCAUGUCUGGCGAGAUAGCAAAAGCCGGCCUAGUACAAGCUAUCAACGAGAAUCAAGAGAGAGCGGUAGCUGCUCUGGCUGUUGUUCUUGGCGUCGCCGAAAUGAUCAAUAUGAGCGUCAUCCGGCAGGCGGUCAUGAAAUGCGGAUGCAACCUCAACAUUGUGCGGCAACUUCUUUUCAACGCCCAGAUACUGCGUCAUGAUCUGCCGAAAGAUGAUGUAGAUUUCUAUGAUCCAGCUUUGUGGCGGUGGGCCGAUGCACACGAAGGAAAGGGAGUUUUGCUAAAAGAUCUGCUCCGCAAAGCCGACAGGUUUGCGUUGGAAUUUUACCUCGAAGGUGAAGAGGGAGCCCAAGCAAAGAUUGUGCCAUUUCCAUAUGGUGGAGCCAAGUAUGAUCCCAAGAACCCGCUCAAUGAUGUUGGACGUGAGAUGCUGGUGCGCCUGUACAGGAGCUAUGGAAGGAAGAUGACGAUAAGCCCGCGGCGUCGGAGGCCACGCUAUCAGGGAUUGGAGCACAUGAAUGAGGGGCAUUGAGUGUACAAUAGUUUGUCUACAAACAACCGCGAUGCUACAACGAAAGCAAUAUAUCUGAACACAUAGUGGCUGCAACAAGACCACAGGGUGCGAUAGAAU
Molecule: messenger RNA, 1369 nt
Organism: Paraphaeosphaeria sporulosa
Lineage: Eukaryota; Fungi; Ascomycota; Dothideomycetes; Pleosporales; Didymosphaeriaceae
Exons: 2
Coding region: 71-1270 (399 amino acids)
Source: RefSeq, a predicted model, not a curated record